UUUUUUUUUUUUUGAGUAUUGGCAGGAAAUUUGAAUUUAAAUCUGAACUUAUCGUCUUUAUACUUAUACAACUAGUAAUCUGUGUAAUGAUUUUAUUUACACGAAAUGAAAUUUAAUCAGAGUUUUGAAUUUAUCUUAACUAGAGUCAUCUAAUCAUAAAAGCAUUAUAUAGAUCUUUUGCUCAAUCGGUUUCCAACAUUCUUGGGUUAAUGCAAUCUUAAUUUAAGACAUGAGAAUAAGCAGAGUAUGAAUGGGGAAAGUGGCGAAAAGUUUGCAAAAUCUAGAAGCAAUUGGAAGUUGGAACUUGGAAACAAACAAGUACAUGGUCAUCUUUUAAUUAUAUAAAUGCAUUAAUUAACUUAUUUUGAAUUCUGUCCAUAAGGGAAGAGGGCCAAUUGCCAAAGAGUGGAAGCAAUAUUAUUUUGUUAGAUAUUUUUAUGGCAAAUUUGCGGCCCAGAAAGCUUUUAGAUUUUUGUUUAAUCAUAAAUAAUUUUUUUAUUAUUUACUUGUAAUUAGUUUGUGUAUAAUCAGAGGAGAGAGAAGUUUUUACUGCCAGUUUUUGCAAGCAUCAGAUGAUAAAAUAACGUCUGGUCAGAAUUCACUCCGGUAGAAAAGGAAAAUAAAAUAAAAAGAAAACAAAAUAAUGAUUAUUAGGAUUAAUAAUAAUUGCGUAUGAGCAACUUCAAAACAAGAUAAUCUCCCCUUGUUGCUAACACUGUUUUUGCUGUAAAAGCUUUGUCUCAGGGCAUUACACGUAACAUAAACCACACCGUGUGAAAGACAUAAACACACUUUCGUGUGAUUAAAGUUAUUGUUUCAUUAACCGAAACUAAAUUUGAGACGGUGCUAACUGCCAACUCGACGACUUCGUGUCUCUCUUUUUCCCUUAUAUUAUAUAUCUCUACUUAGAUGCCUUGAUUCUCUUAUUCAAUCUAUUUCUAGUUUUCAACAACAGAUAAAGAUUUUCUUCCUCCGUUAAUAUAAAGAUUUUCUUCCCUCAUUGAUAUGACUCCAAUGAGAAAGCUUGUGUGGGCCAAGUUCAAGUUCUCCUUUUCUAGUUCAGAGAGAUCACGAGAUCAGCUUGGCAACAGCUUAAGCAACAAGUUAAACGUGAAUGAAGAGUAUAGGGAAGCUUUCAGGACAAAAUCUUACGUAGAAAUGUGGAGCAAAAUUCAAGGCCAGCUAAAAAGAAUAAAUGUUGAUGGAAUUGAUGGACUUUCUCCUUCUUCAUCUCUUCCUUUUUAUGUUCAUCUUUCAGAAUAUCUUUCUGAACCAGAGAAACAGCAGACCUUAGCGGAUCUGAUACAAAGGUUCAAGUUCCAUCAUUCUUUAAUAGACUAUUUUGAAGCUAGCUUAGAAGCGUGUAAUCUUUGCGAUUUGCUGCUUCGAAGUAUUCAUCAAACUCGAGUUAAUUAUCGGAGAAUUGAAAGGGUAAUUAAAUUAAGCAACAGAAUGCAAGAUUCUGCAGAUUAUACUGAUAAAGUAAAUGGAGUUAUAUUUAGAGAACUAACUGCUUAUACAUUGCUUAGAAAUCCCUUAUCGUUUGUUAGUCAGUUAGAAUUCCAGGAUGUUCAUGAUAACAACAUGGGGUUGCUUCAUAAAUUGACUUCAGAGCAGAGAAAGAUUACAAGGAAAGUGAAAGUUAAGAGAAUUUGCAAGAAAGUUGGAGGAUAUUGUCUUUUGAUUUCGCAUACUGCACUUUUAAUUGCGUUGCUAGUAAUAGCACUACAUGGUAUUGUUGGAAUUGUGGCAGCACCGGGACUUAUGGGUUGCUCUUUGUACUUUUUCAGAAAGAAAAUCAAGUUUAUCAAUGGAGGGCUUAAAACAGGCUUGCUGGAAAAACUCUCUGCACAGCUUGAUCUUGCAGCCAAAGGAACUUAUAUAUUGGUUAAUGAUUUUGAUACUAUGAGUAGGUUAGUGAUGAGUUUACAUGAUGAGUUAGAACAUAAGAAGGCACUUGCUGAUAUGUGUGUUAGGAGUAAAAAUACAGAACUAUUGAAGAAGGUAGUUAAAGAGUUCUAUAUGCAUGAUUCUUGCUAUCAAGAGCAGCUGGAUGAACUUGAAGAACACGUCUAUCUCUGUUUUCAUACUAUAAACAGAUCCAGAAGGCUCGUUUUACAAGAGAUAAAGGUUGCGAAACAUCAAUGCAAUUGAUAAUGGAUUCUUUUCUCUCAUCAACAGUUCUCGUGCAUAUCAUGACAGUAUCCUUAAAGGUCGUGACAGCUUACAAGGCAAAGUUGGAGAUGCCAAUUGCUUUUUAAGCAGAAUAAUUGCCUGUUAGUCUUCAGACAGGGACGACUUCGCUUGGUCACUAGUGAUUCAUUUAUUUAUUCUUUUGUCUUGUUUCCAAUUGAUGCCAAAACAUGGCAAUAUCAUAAACUUAUCCAAAGUAAUGUUUUACAGAAUUAACACUCAUUAACUGUGGAAUCCCUGCAUGUUCUGUUUCAUGUGUACAUAAAACAUCAGUAGAGAGAUCUGCAUUUCCCUGUUUUCGCUCA
Jatropha curcas is the source of this 2498-nucleotide messenger RNA. Its product is annotated as transmembrane protein (DUF677). Lineage: Eukaryota; Viridiplantae; Streptophyta; Magnoliopsida; Malpighiales; Euphorbiaceae. The record is from RefSeq and is a predicted model, not a curated record.